CGUGACUCGACGUUCGGUGACCUCCGUCCCAAGCUUUCACUCGUCCAGCAUGUCCAUACCUGAGUUUCAUUAAUUGUAUAUUUUGCCGAUAGCUGAGAUACCCUGGAUAUGAAGCAAGAAAAACGCGGACAAGAGCCACCAUCGCCCAUAUACGAGUCUUUACCUCCGCCCUGGCUACCUAAAUCACACAGAACUGCUGAUGUUGGAUACCCUGGUUUUCAUCCGCCCCGCCCAGGACAGGAUGAGGAUGUCUUGUCGGACAAACAUAUAAAGGACGGUUUCUUGUUACCGCUUCCCGUGCCCGAUGAGCACCAAAGCGCUGCAGUUGUAUUUCUACAGCAGGAUGCAAAGGGUGGCCGCAUGUUUGACCAGACCGUGCUUGCAGACCUCGAGCACCUCAUGAAUGAUAUCUUUACUCGAAAGGCAGACAGUUACGGUUGCUAUACAAUUCCUUCACGAGUGACCAUGAGUGAUACCAAGCGACAGACAUGGUUCGCUGAACUCGCAAACCCCGAUGUGCCCUUAAGUAAACUUGGCAAAAGUGUGCCACAUGGUGCCAAAGGACACGAUCUACUCGACCUUCUUCAUACCAACAACGUUGCCAUACCUCGUGCGGUCUGGUUUCUUCGAGUGUUCGGCGCGAAUGAGACUGCUGGCCUGAGAAACAAACCGUCUUACAAUCCAACCCAGUACAGCGUAGAUUGGGCGAUAGUGGUGACAAGCUAUAUCAAGAAACAGCUGGCUGAUAUUGCUCUACCAAGCGCCCCUAGACCUGGAAUGAAUAUCAAACAGACAUUUAAGGGCGUCCUUUCUGACGCAGAAAGCCGGGACCGAUGGGUUUCCCGUUUCACGUACUGCCUGAAACUAUUGCGACCGUUCUAUGAUGAAGGUCUCGUAGACCAUCGCACUUUCCUUACAUGGAUCAUCCAUCAGAUGGCGGCCUGCAACCUUGCUCAAGCAGGAUUUGUAGCACAUUUGGCUGAUGAGUAUCUCGAUGGAGUUCUUGAAAAACGCCCACUCGCGAAACCCCUUUUAGACGCAUGCAUCGCGAAAUUGAAUGAAAUCAGGACGAUUUCCGCUCAGGGUCACCUGAACAAGCUUGAAGAGAUUUUGAAGUCUCUGAUUCAGCGCAUCUGUGUAACCCUUCCGGACACAUUCGUUUCUCCCAGCACAUGGCUAGCGCAUUCAUCGCUCUUGCGUUCUGCACUUGCUGGCCCUGCUGAUAGUGGUCUCAGUGACUGUCGACGACGUGACUUCCAGCAAUUUAUUUCGGAUAAUUUGAUAGAUAUUCAGCGUCGCAAUGACGCCAUGCUAUUUCGCAAUCUCCCGCCGCGAAAACUCGAGCGUCUUGGGUCCCUGGUCCUUGAUAUUCAAAUCCUAAAUUCGAUCUGCAGUAGCACGGACAUGUCCACUAUAUCGUUUUUCUCCUCUCAAAUUCCUGAUUGCACAUCAAGCUCAAGUUUUGUCGACAAACUCGACACUUUGUUGACGUGGGCUGUGACGCCACUGCAGUAUGGCUCUCAUCGUCCAUAUGCAGCUGUGACCCUUCUCCGAGCAUAUCACGAACGCAAUGCACGCCGCGAACUAUCUUCAGCCACCCUUCACGAUCACCUCUUCGAUUGGCUCGACUCGAAACCUGUUGUCCGGGAGGCUGGAAAUCUCAGGGCAGUAGCGGGUCUGUUUGGGAAAUUAAUGAAGAGUGGGCUUUUUGAUUACGCAGCUUAUGUGCAGAGGCUCGUUGCGAGAGGCGAGGAGGGACUCUCUUUGAGCGAGCCUGACGAAACGGCUUCCCUUCAUCGUAAUUUCCUUCGCUGGAUACCGUUACAGAACACGACAUCAUCUCUUUUAAACCAGCGCAAAGUUAUUUUCUACGGAGCGCGUGCACGACAGACCCCUGAAGAUGUCUGUGAACGUGAGAUGCGAAGGGAAAUUCGCGCAAUCUUGCCACUUGUGUUUGGGGGUGACACUCUUCCGCCUUCAGUUUCUAUGGCAUCUCUCCGAACCAGCUGUCCUACUGUGCUCGGCGCACCAUGUUUCGAACAAGUGCGAACGAUCAAACAGUGGUUACUUCCGAAUUUACACAAAUUUACCUCGAGAUCGCAAUCAUUAGAUGAGAUCAGUACUCUGAAGACAUACAGUACUGCGGUUGAACUCCUCAGGUACACUCAUAGCUAUGGCUCUUUACUGGAGCUGAGUCUCUCGGUCUUGUCCCAGACAUCCCACGCAGAAUUAUUGACUGCCGUCGGAGAAGUUUUCCAUCCGCUUCGCAACUAUAUGGACGGCAAUGAACGGGGGAAAGCCAGAUCUCUCCUGACCUUGAUUAUUGAGAUGGACGAUGGACGACAGCUCGAUGCGACGGCCAAAACUCAGGUGGAGAACGAUAACUCGGCGUUCACGAACGCGCUGGCUCCUAAGACUGACCAUCCAGAAGCCGUUCCGUCAGUCUUGCCCGAAAUUUUACUUCUAGCUGAAGAUUCCAAGCCGGACGCUCCAACAAUUCUCGCAAACAGUCUCUGGUACAGAUAUCGCACGUCCGGAGACUGGGCAUGGAAAGUCUGGGACAAUAUCGUCGCUUCGUUACGCCAAGUUCCCGUCAUGAGCGAUGAUCAUGAGCGUCGUCAUAAAUACGCCCUUCGCUAUGGUCAGUUUCUACUCAAUGUUGACCACCACCUUCCUGGCGGCAUCGAUAAUGACGUGCUCCAAUGGUUUCUCGGUACUGGAAAAAGUGAAGUGCUAGGAUUGACGCUUGAAACCUGGGAUGUGCUUAGAGUCGUCCUUCUCUUCCUAUGCGUCCGCGGAGCGCUAUCGACAACCACGCUGCUUCAAGGAUUAGUUUACCCUGCUUGGCAACUGGGAGCCGAUGCAGGCCCUCUCUACCAGCCUCACAAUAUGGAAACGUUUAUACAGGCAGCCAGUAAGCUUUUUGACGCGCUCGUGCUCCAGGAGGAGUGUUUCAUCAGCCCGAUUGUCCCACAAGAGCUCCUUGACGCACAACGGAUCCACACUUGGAGACAGGAUGCCUUCCGGGAACCUCAUUUCACCCUUCUCGCCAGUAAUAUACCGAAUUUAGUGCUCCUGGAGCACAAUAACGUCGUUUCAGAUGAACUUCGCGGAAUUGCGCGAGACCUUCGCCUGCGGACAGUGCGAGAGGGCUUCGAGCACCCUAUUCAGUCGGGAAUGGUCGCAGAAACGCUUUGCGAACCGCUCGUUAACGCAUUGAAAAUGAUUUUGAGUGAAUCAAACGAAGAUACAGAUGUUAACUCGUUUUUAAGCACUGGGAUAUCAUCCGUUCUGAGCCCGUGCACACUGGCGGCGACUGCAGUUCAGCUACAGUUUGGGCUGAGGCAACUCGGAAGGGCGCUUGCUUGUGAAUCGACGAAACAGGGUGCAAGUGCAUCGCUCGAUAAGAUGACGUCCUUGAUAUUCCACCACUCGAUGGCCUCGGAAGAAGCAUACUUCAUCGCAGAGAUGGCGAGGGGCGUCGAUGGACCAGUGGCCAUUAAGUUCAUAAAUAACGGCUUCAAGAGUAUCGUUGAUAUUCUUAAUCGAGCCCCUGCUCCUUCGACUCCCGAAUCACUACUGGCACGGGUUGGCCGUGCUGGCGAGGUGCUUCGCGUACUAUCACAUGUCUCAGAGCCACUGCGAGAGGAAGGAACCGAACUAGAUCUUGAUGUCUCAACGCAAGAGCGGCUUGCGAAAAUCGUUCUGGAGUCAUUUCAAUUCGCAAAUACGACGUUUUCCAAAACGACUGAUCACUCUCUGCGCGUUAUCACUGAAGCUGUCAUAUUUUUGGCUCGACUCCUUCAAUUCGACCUUGGUUUCUUUGGGAUACGAACGACGCACUUUCGGGAAACAUGUGAGAGGAUGAUGCCAGUUCUCUUUGACCUUGUCGUGAUUCAUGCAUGCGGCCCUGCACAAGACGCUGUUGCAUUCGCGCUCCUUCUUGAUACCUUGUACUUCCUUAUAGACGAUCUUUUCCUGCACUCCAAAACUUCGUCGCCAGACCCGUUCAAGUAUUACCCCACGAAACUUCAGUCACCCCAUCUACAUUCCCUCCCUGGCUCACAUCGUGUACGACUCAUGACACUCUUCCCACAUCUCCGGCCAAAUGCAAUUGUUCAAGACCUCGUCCAUGCUCAUCGAGACAGCACAGGUCUCCUCGUCUAUGGCGCACCCGUUCAGAACCGCCCAUGGGAAUGGAUUGAGAACCUCGACAAAGAUGAUGGCAUGAUCCGAAAUAAUGCCUCUCUGUCUCUCGAACUGUUCGGGGCGAAGGCCACAGGCGACCAUUUGAUCGGCUAUGUGCAGGAUGACGAACGUUGCAUACCAACGAGACUUGAAAGUGUCUUCGAAGAUAAAUUAACGGCCGAAAGCGUCUUCCGUCGAGACUGGCGUGAAACACGACUUCCAGCCCACUCAGACGUCCGUGCUGGGGAGCGCGGGGAUCGAGAAGGGUGUCGCCUUCCUCGUCGGUGCGUUCUCGGGGAUCGGUCAGCUCGGUCCGUCGUAGUCCGGCAUCGCUCUCGGGCAAUCGGUCCGCCGUUUUCUACGAGGGAAGGUACCGGAGAGAGUGGUAUCGGUUCUGGUCCAGCGGCAGAGCGCAAACGAAAGGCUUCGGGUUCUGUGGAUGAUGAUGACGAGGUCGAAAUAAUUGAGGGGCCUAUAGCGAAGAAACUCAAAGUGAAGCCAAAACCAAAGAAAAAGUAG
Suillus subalutaceus is the source of this 4707-nucleotide messenger RNA. RefSeq lists its product as uncharacterized. The record is from RefSeq and is a predicted model, not a curated record. The transcript is spliced from 19 exons. NCBI's taxonomy places the organism in Eukaryota, Fungi, Basidiomycota, Agaricomycetes, Boletales, Suillaceae. Gene Ontology annotation, molecular function: transcription coregulator activity. Gene Ontology annotation, biological process: regulation of transcription by RNA polymerase II. Gene Ontology annotation, cellular component: mediator complex. Bases 109 to 4707 code for a protein of 1532 amino acids.